AAUAAGAUGGAAGAAGCAAAGAAAACUGAAGCUGGUGAAGCACGCCGGGUUGAAGCUGAGGAAGCAAAUCAUAUUGAAGCUAGGGAAGCACAAAGGAUUGAAGCUGGGGAAACUUCAAGAUCAUCUAGGAAAGUUAUUACUUUUGAGCCAAAGUUGGUUAUAAACAAAGGGAUUUUGGGUCUUGGAUUCGUUCUGCGGUUAUUUGCUGUUUUUGGAACUAUAGGAAGUGCACUUGCAAUGGGUACAACACAUGAGUCUGUUGUUUCUUUGACUCAGCUUAUACUCCUCAAAGCUAAUUACAGUGACUUACCAACGCUCAUGUUUUUCGUGGUUGCAAACGCGAUUGCUGGUGGAUAUUUGGUUCUUUCUCUACCUGUCAGUAUCUUUCAUAUCUUCGGUACUAAAGCUAAAACCUCAAGAAUUAUCUUGCUCGUCAUCGACACGGUGAUGUUGGCUCUGGUGAGCUCUGGCGCAUCAGCAGCAACUGCCACAGUGUAUUUAGCUCACGAGGGCAACACAACCGCUAACUGGCAACCGAUCUGCCAGCAAUUUGACAAAUUCUGCGAACGCAUCUCGGGAUCUCUCAUCGGUUCUUUCGCCGCAUUGAUCUUACUCUUGCUUGUUGUUAUCAAUUCUGCUGUCUCCCUCUCACGCCACUGAUAUAUCUAUGAACAUAUGUACAUCGAUUUGAUUUUCCAUAGAAAUAACGAUGUAAUGUGUCUUUGCGUCUACAGUGACUCAAUGUCUUUAACUUUAUAUCCAAUUUAAUGUACUAUAAUGAUUUCAGAAAUUUCUUGUGAAGAGAUAGAUAUAUGCAAACUAAUAAUACAACUGAGUUAAGCAAGAA
Molecule: messenger RNA, 847 nt
Organism: Capsella rubella
Lineage: Eukaryota; Viridiplantae; Streptophyta; Magnoliopsida; Brassicales; Brassicaceae
Product: casparian strip membrane protein 6
Exons: 3
Coding region: 7-660 (217 amino acids)
Source: RefSeq, a predicted model, not a curated record